Molecule: messenger RNA, 1076 nt
Organism: Culicoides brevitarsis
Lineage: Eukaryota; Metazoa; Arthropoda; Insecta; Diptera; Ceratopogonidae
Product: luciferin sulfotransferase-like
Exons: 4
Coding region: 11-1003 (330 amino acids)
Biological process (GO): sulfation
Cellular component (GO): cytoplasm
Molecular function (GO): sulfotransferase activity
Source: RefSeq, a predicted model, not a curated record
UCGAGGCACGAUGUCGUCUUUGAAAUGGGAGAAAAUCGAAGAUCCGCGAAUAAAUUGUCGGAUUGAUGCGCAUUGGAAUAAUUUGCAUUACAAACAGAGCUUAAAAGGGGGAGAAAAGGAAGAAAAUCGAUGUUGUGUCCUUUCAGCGAGGUAUAAAGCCUACAUGGAUUUGGUUAAAAAUUACGAAGUACGAGAGGAUGACAUCUGGAUUUGCACGUAUCCGAAGUCAGGAACGACUUGGACUCAGGAAAUGGUUUGGGCGAUUAAUAAUGGAUGCGAUUUGGAGACGGCGAAGAAACUUCCGUUGAGUAGUCGAUCGCCGACGUUGAGGAAAAUAAUUUCAAUUCAAGCGGGAAUUGACGACCCAGCUGACGUUUUUGUCUCAAUGGAUCCCUUGAAUCAAGUAAAGCCGCCAUAUCACAUUAAAAAUCAUUUGCCAGCUGGAUUGUUGCCUGAUAAAUUAUGGACUGUCAAGCCAAAAAUCAUCUACGUUGCUCGUCAUCCAAAAGAUGCUGCAAUUUCUUUCUAUCAUUAUUAUCGGAUGGUUUAUCAGUACGAAGGCACAAAAGAUGACUUUCUUUCGUUAUUUUUGGAAGGUUUAACGGAAUUUGGUCAACAAACUACCCAUCUUUAUGAUUUUUGGCGGAUGAGAAAUGAACCGAAUAUUUUAUUUUUGACUUAUGAAGACAUGAAAAAGGAUUUAACGGCAGUUUUGAAGCAAGUUGCGAAUUUUUUGGACAAAGAAUUGAGUGAAAAGCAAAUUGAGGAGUUGAAGAAACAUUUGCAUAUUGAUUCGAUGAGGGAGAAUACGGUUGUUUUUAAUGUUAAAAAUAAUGCGGAGUUGGCAGAGAAGUUGAAAACAGCUCAUAAAGAUUUCUUCAGAAGAGGCGAAGCUGGCUCCCACAAAGACGAAAUGUCGGAAGAAAUGUCCAAAAAAUUCGAUGCUCUUAUCAAACGUGAACUCACUGAUAAGGGAUGCAAUUUAUACAAACCUGAACAAUAAACAGCUGCGUCAUCGUUAUUCUCAAACAAUUUAUUUUGCAAAAUAUUAAAGAAGUUUAUUUGUUUAGUGAUAA